GAUUAUCUAUUGGAAGAUUGGUGUACCGAAGUUGGCAAGGAAGUUUGGGAGCAAAAACCGGAAUUUGCAGUUAUACAUGUACAAGGAUUGCGUAAUGCUGGAAAUCCUGACGUUCUUUCUAACAAAAUUUUAAAAGGCAUACUAUAUGAUGCAGCAGAAGUACAAGAUUUAUUUAAAACAAGUCGUUCAUAUUUUGACACUCGUGAAACGGGUCUUGGAUCAAUUUACCUAUUUCGUAAUCAUGAUGAAGUGGAAUCAUUUGAUCGUUACAGUAAUAGCGGUUAUAAAAAUCUACGUCCUGGUCAUCAGUAUGAAAUUGGUGCUCGAGAAUGUGAUGGAUUCAUUUCCAAUAUAUUUAGUAAUGCUUCCAGCUCAGCUUCCAAUUAUUCGUUACGUUAUGAAGGCGAUUUCUACCGUAAUGAUAGUCAACGAAGUGAGAAAUCCGGUGGAAGUAAAUCCGUACAAAGCGGUUAUUUAAUGUCACGUUUCCGUAUUUAUGGUCGUGAUUUUACAUUCGUCAAUCUUAGCUUGCAUACCGUACCUUUUGAAGAUAUUAAAGAACUCGUUGAACAGCCUGAAACAACCAAAGCUGCACGAUUGCGAAGAAGUCAAAUUGAUAUUUUGCUCAAAGAGAUUGAAUCGGAAGGAUUAAAAGAUGAUUCAAUUCUUGUUGCUGGUGCAUUUAAUGCCCAAUUAUUUGAAACACAUCUACUUAGUGAUAUGGCAAGUACUCAAAGAGCUACCAGUUAUGCAAGAAAAAGUUCUGAUGGUAGAUUGGAAGGUAUUGAACAACGUGAUCGUCAUGGACGGAGUGUACUAACUGUGGAAACUCAUCGUUUCGAUCUUCAUUCCAUACAUGAUUGGUUCUUUCGUCUUGGUAGAGGACAAAUGGUUAAAAAAUACAAUGGUGAACUUGCGCAGGUUGUUUUCGCCGGUAAAUUACUGGAAGAAUCGGUAUUUUUCCAGCCAUCACGUCAUUAUGGUAUAAGUAAAGUAACAGGAAAAGAGGAAUUCAUGAAAAAUUUAUGUCCAGCUUGGGCUGAUCGAGUAUUAUACAAUGAGAAAUUAAGCGACUUAUUCAGACAUGAUUCAUUUUGCGCAUCCGGUCUCUACUACGGAUUGGUUGGGGAGAAAAAAUUUGUUGGACAGCAUAAGCCGGUGGCUUUGCAUGCUACAAUAUGCCUUAAAUAA
Loa loa (African eye worm) is the source of this 1191-nucleotide messenger RNA. RefSeq lists its product as hypothetical. The transcript is spliced from 10 exons. The record is from RefSeq and is a predicted model, not a curated record. Lineage: Eukaryota; Metazoa; Nematoda; Chromadorea; Rhabditida; Onchocercidae. Gene Ontology annotation, molecular function: inositol-polyphosphate 5-phosphatase activity. The annotation marks the transcript as partial.